AUGAAGAAAAGCCCCUUAGAAUGGGAAGAUUACGUUUAUAAAGAAGUGAUGGUGAUAGCCUGUGAGAAGGAGUAUAAAGGAUGGCUUCUAACCACAGACCCAGUCUCUGCCAACAUUGUCCUCGUAAACUUCCUUGAAGAUGGCAGAUUGUCUGUGACUGGAAUCAUGGGCCACUCUGUGCAGACUGUGGAAACCAUAAGUGAAGGGCACCACAGAGUAUGUGAGACGCUGAUGCAUGUGUUUGCAGCUGGAGACUGUAAAGGAUACAGCCCUGAGGAUCUGGAAGAGAAGAGGACCAGCCUCAAGAAAUGGCUGGAGAAGAACCACAUCCCUGUCACCGAGCAGGGGAUGCAAAAAGGACUCUGUGUGGCUGGGGUUCUGACUAUAGAACCACCAUACAGUCCAGAAAACUGCAGCAGCUCCAAUGAGAUCAUUCUGUUUUGA
This is a messenger RNA of Mus musculus (house mouse), 444 nucleotides long. RefSeq names its product predicted gene 3678. The transcript has a single exon. The record is from RefSeq and is a predicted model, not a curated record. The coding region runs from base 1 to 444 and encodes 147 amino acids. Lineage: Eukaryota; Metazoa; Chordata; Mammalia; Rodentia; Muridae.